CAGCAUGCAACAGAAAGAUGAUUCUUCAAGCAUACAAUAACAUAAACCAUGCAAUGCCACAAAAACAAAAUAACAAACACCUUGUCAUCAUCAAUUGAUAAUCCUUAAAAAAAAGAAUAAAAUUAAAUUUCCUUGUUUUCCCUCAUUGAACCCUUUGCUUCCAUACAUGAACAACACAAUCUUAUCCUAUUAUAUCACAUCCAUCAUUGCUCAUUGUUCAUUCCCUUAAGAAACCUUUUACUUCCUCACAUUCUUUAUUCUCCAAACCCCUAUAUAAAUCAUCCUCUCCUCUUUUUCUCAUUCAUCAAACUUCCAUUCAAUUAACUAAGAAACAUGGCAAUUAAGAAGCUAUUGUUCAUUGUUCUCUCCAUUUCUCUGGUUCUCGAAAUAUCCGAGAGCUUUGAUUUCCAUGACAAAGAUUUGUCCUCGGACGAAAGCUUGUGGGACUUAUACGAGCGAUGGAGGAGUUACCACACGGUGUCUCGAAACCUCGGUGAUAAACACAAGCGAUUUAACGUGUUCAAAACAAAUGUGAUGCAUGUCCACAACACUAACAAGUUGGAUAAGCCUUACAAGUUGAAACUUAACAAGUUUGCUGACUUGACCAACCAUGAAUUUAGGACUAUUUAUGCUGGAUCAAAGGUUAAUCACCAUAGAAUGUUCCGUGGAACAUCACGUGGAAAUGGAACAUUCAUGUAUGAGAAUUUUAACAAAGCUCCUACAUCCGUUGAUUGGAGGAAGAAAGGCGCCGUCACUGAUGUCAAGGAUCAAGGCCAAUGUGGUAGUUGCUGGGCUUUUUCAACGGUUGUAGCUGUUGAAGGAAUUAACCAAAUCAGGACAAAUAAGCUAGUGGCCUUAUCUGAACAAGAGCUUAUAGAUUGUGACACUGAACAAAAUCAAGGAUGCAAUGGUGGACUAAUGGAAUAUGCUUUUGAAUACAUCAAGCAGAAAGGUGGCUUAACAACAGAAAGCUAUUACCCUUACACAGCAAAUGAUGGAUCAUGUGAUACAUCAAAGGAGAAUGUCCCAGCUGUGUCAAUUGAUGGCCAUGAAACUGUUCCGGAAAACGACGAAGAUGCAUUGCUCAAAGCUGUUGCCAACCAGCCUGUUUCUGUGGCCAUAGAUGCCGGAGGAUCUGAUUUCCAGUUCUAUUCUGAGGGAGUAUUUACUGGUGAAUGUGGAAAAGAGCUAGAUCAUGGUGUGGCAAUAGUGGGAUAUGGGGUAACUGUUGAUGGAACUAAUUACUGGAUUGUGAGAAACUCAUGGGGAGCUGAAUGGGGAGAACAAGGUUAUAUCAGAAUGGAAAGAAAUGUAUCUGACAAGGAGGGACUUUGUGGCAUAGCUAUGGAGGCUUCUUAUCCAAUCAAAAAUUCCUCCGAAAAUCCAAAAGGACCUUCAUCGUCUAUUAAAGAUGAACUUUAAAUACUACUUUCAAAUAAAAUAAAGUUGGAUGUUGUUUAUUAAUAUGAUGCAAAUAGUAUUACUACCUUAUGUUAUUGUAAUAUUUGAAUCUUGAAUUUGAUGCUAAAGCAAUAUUUGGAUA
Messenger RNA from Vicia villosa (hairy vetch), 1543 nucleotides. Its product is annotated as vignain-like. Lineage: Eukaryota; Viridiplantae; Streptophyta; Magnoliopsida; Fabales; Fabaceae. The record is from RefSeq and is a predicted model, not a curated record. Gene Ontology annotation, molecular function: cysteine-type endopeptidase activity. The transcript has 4 exons. The coding region runs from base 334 to 1422 and encodes 362 amino acids. Gene Ontology annotation, cellular component: lysosome.